GGUUUCUUUAAUUAUUAUUGGGCAAAAAUCAAAUAGUGAGGUCAUCGGUUAAUUCUAGCAUCAGAAUAUGUGCUGUAGUAUACGUAGUGGAAUUUAAUAGAAUUAGAAAUUUUUUAGUGCUUUCCAGUAAUAAUGCUUGAAUUUGCAGCAAUAAUAAUGAUGAUUUAAGAACCGGUGGCAUUUUAGGUAAAGUUCCUGGGUUUAGCUAUUUUGGCUACUUUUUUGUGUAAUUUUUGCUUUAAAAAAAAAAUGGCUACUAACCUGUUGACCCCAAAGGGGAAAGGUAGGGCGAGGAGAGCUUGUGAGGACAGUUCAGCACCAAGAUCGAUUAGAUUUUCUUUUGAGGAGAAUACAAUUUUGGUGUCAAAAGUGUGUGAGUAUUUUCACAGCAUCAUAGGCCCGGCAGCGAAUGAAACGCCCCAGAGGAAGAAGAAUGAGAUCUGGAAGAAGAUUGUCGAUGCUGUCAACGAAGUCGGUGGAAACAAUCGCCCCGACAUGGUGGUAAAGAAGAGAUACUUCGAUGUGAAGAGGCAGUUGAAGAAGAAGCUCUGUAAGGCUGCGUCCCAUUUAGCAGGGACUGAGGAUGAUAAACCUGAAGACGUAGAGUUGACCAGCUAUGAAGAGGAGCUCCUGGAAGUUCUGAUGCCGAGAAAUGAAGCCAGCGUGGAUCGGAUUGUGGAUACUGACGCACCAAGGUUUUCAGGAACACCAACGUCAUCCAAAGAAAAAAAUGUGUUACGGAGGAAGAUUACGGAUGCAAUUAGAGCAGUUGAUGGAAACAACCGAUUGGCAAGAAAAAGGUACUUUCUUGCGAAGAAGCAGUUGAAAACCAAGCUGUCCAUGACCGCAUCUCAUUCAGGGCAGACAGGAAGUGAAAAGUUUGAAGAUGAAGACCUGACCAGCGAUGAAGAAGAGCUGCUGGAGGCCCUGGGGCUAGACAUUGUGACCGGUGUAGACGGAAGUGUGGAUACUGACCAACGAGCAUUUUUGCAAGAACAGACAUGUGCUCUACACCAAACUGAAGAAGAACAGAUAUCUUCAGGGCCACCUAUAUCCUCACAAGAUCAGGAACCCAAGCAGAUGUCAAGUCAUAUGAAAAGCAUGGGUAAGGUCAAUGCAUCAACUAUAGUACUGUUACUAAUGUACGCAUGUAGUGUAAAUUUCAUUUAAUAAAACAUCUCA
Messenger RNA from Spea bombifrons (plains spadefoot toad), 1182 nucleotides. RefSeq lists its product as uncharacterized. Bases 250 to 1170 code for a protein of 306 amino acids. NCBI's taxonomy places the organism in Eukaryota, Metazoa, Chordata, Amphibia, Anura, Pelobatidae. The record is from RefSeq and is a predicted model, not a curated record. Gene Ontology annotation, cellular component: nucleus. Gene Ontology annotation, molecular function: DNA-binding transcription factor activity, RNA polymerase II-specific; RNA polymerase II cis-regulatory region sequence-specific DNA binding. The transcript is spliced from 3 exons. Gene Ontology annotation, biological process: regulation of transcription by RNA polymerase II.